Messenger RNA from Toxotes jaculatrix (banded archerfish), 1560 nucleotides. RefSeq names its product transmembrane protein 147 (gene tmem147). NCBI's taxonomy places the organism in Eukaryota, Metazoa, Chordata, Actinopteri, Toxotidae. The coding region runs from base 113 to 790 and encodes 225 amino acids. The record is from RefSeq and is a predicted model, not a curated record. The transcript is spliced from 8 exons.
UUCCGGGUGGAGCCCAGCGUACUUCCGUUUGUCAUUCAGUUAGACCAUAGUGAAGCAAUCUGCUUCUUCUCAGCUCUUCUUACAUAGGUGCUGAAUUUUGUGACCAGGUGUCAUGACACUGUUUCACUUUGGAAACUGCUUCGCUCUGGCGUAUUUCCCUUACUUUAUAACAUACAAGUGCAGUGGCCUUUCAGAGUACAAUGCCUUCUGGAGAUGUGUCCAGGCGGGUGCAACCUACCUGUUUGUCCAACUCUGUAAGAUGCUGUUCUUAGCUACAUUUUUCCCCACAUGGGAAGGAGGAGCUGGAGUUUAUGACUUUGUAGGGGAAUUUAUGAAGGCAACAGUGGACCUGGCAGACCUGUUGGGCCUCCAUCUUGUCAUGUCUCGUAAUGCUGGUAAAGGAGAAUACAAGAUCAUGGUGGCUGCCAUGGGCUGGGCAACAGCAGAACUUGUCAUGUCCAGGUGUCUUCCUCUGUGGGUGGGAGCCAGAGGGAUUGAGUUUGACUGGAAGUACAUCCAGAUGAGCUUUGACUCUAACAUCAGUUUGGUCCAUUAUAUUGCCAUGGCUGCAGUGGUGUGGAUGUUUACACGAUAUGACCUUCCAAAGAGCUUCAGGCUGCCUGUGACUGUGCUGCUGGCUCUUUGUGUCUACAAGGCCUUCUUAAUGGAGCUCUUUGUCCAUGUCUUCCUCUUGGGCAGUUGGACAGUGUUGCUGGUCAAAGCCGUGCUGACUGGCGCCAUCUCUCUCUGCUCGCUGUUUCUCUUCGUCACUCUGGUCCACAGCAACUAAUUAAACCUCAGCACCCUGGGAUAAGCCUUCAACAGUGCUUUUGGUCCAGGGUGGACCGGGGUUGUCAUAAAUCAGAGGCUGACCCCCGACAUCAUAUCAGUCUUAGUAUCACCAUACAGCACCGAAGACUGCUGAAAAAUGUUUGUUGAUGUUAAGUAGUUGGACUAGUCCUAUGUACAAGAAACAGGCUGAUGUACAAGCCACCAACUGGUGAGCUAACCAGUUCUUCCAGUUUGUUUUGAUCAACCUGUAUGGUCCGUUGAUGGCAAACACUCAUUCAGGGUGAAGUCUACCGGUUAAAACUGCUGGAUGAAUGGUGAUCAGGAGGCCUCUGUAAUAUGACUGGCUUACCUAAAGCUGUGUUGGUUUUGUGAAAAGGUGAACUUUCUAUCUGAAUGACCACAGAUGAAAUGAGACUUUAUAAAUAACACAUUUCUUUUCUACAUGUUGUACAAUGAGCCAGUGUAAAUGCUUAGAUUAGCUAGUGAAAUGUUCUGAGUGCAUUUAUAACAGAUGGAUGACCGUGAUAGUUCUUUCAUAGUUCAUUGUGUGGCCACAAAUUUAUCAAUUUAUUUAUAUACAAAUAAACAGGUAGUUAAAACAAGAUCUUUCUAAUUAUUGAAGAAAUUGAUAUAAAGAUGUAAAGUUUAACUCAAAACGUUUAAGCGCCUGCAGCGUGACUAAACUGAGGUUCACUCUGCAUUAUGACAUUAUAUGGAACUGUAAUCAUCUGUGAUUUCUACAUAAAGAAAAGUCUUUCUAUUGUCUUA